Messenger RNA from Mesorhabditis belari, 1512 nucleotides. The record is from the annotation of a GenBank genome assembly. NCBI's taxonomy places the organism in Eukaryota, Metazoa, Nematoda, Chromadorea, Rhabditida, Rhabditidae.
AUGAGUUCCGAUGAAGUUGAUUCGGAUUCUGAUGUUGAGAUGAAGAAAGAAGAGGAACAGGAUGAUGAUAAUGGCACGAUGGACAUAGAGGAUUUGGAAGAACAAAUUGAGGCCACUAGGAAACAGUUGGCAGCUGACCCAUAUGAUGUUUCAAGUCACGAAAAACUGUGUGCCCUUUUGCGAAAGAACGGAGAUUUGGAUGAAUUGACCGAGGCGCGGAAUGCGUGGAAUGAUGUCUCUCCAUUGCCAGCAGCUGAGUGGAUUCGAUGGAUUAAGGAUCAACAAUCAAUUGAUGAUACCCUUGAAGCGAUGACAGCGAUUUUCGAAAAGUCUUUCCAAGAUUUCCAAUACGCGGACGUUUGGCUUGAAUAUGUUCAAUGGGCGUGCGGUCAUGGGCCUGAUUUUGCAAAGAAAGUAUUCGAGCAAGCUGUUGAAGCUAUUGGUCUUCGAUUUGACAAGGGUGCACUUAUGUGGGAGGCAUAUUUAGAUUUGUUGGCUAUCCUCUUUGAAGCGGCUUCUGAUGAGCAUCGGGAUAAAGAGUUUAAACUUAUCUGCACUUUCUGCAUGAGCGUUGGAUUGAAUUUGCUGACAAGUACGAUGUUGAUGAAACAAUCAAAAAAAGAGGUUGAGCAAGAGCACAACAAAACGGCUAAAAAGUUGGGAGAAUUUAAAACCUGGGAGAAAAAGCUAGAGGAAUCAGAGUUUUCCAUUGACGUAUUUUCGCAGUAUCUCGAAUUUGAGAAAGAUAGGGGCGACAUUUCUCGCAUCAAGUCAUUCUUUGAACGGAUCGUGGAGAAACAUCCCGAUUGCGAAAAUCUUUGGUACAAUUAUGGACAGUGGGUCGAGGAUACGCUAAAAAGAGCGGCUGAUAUACGAUGUGUCUACGAGAGGGCUACUAUGGUUGAAGGCCAAAGAGUAUCUUCGCCUGAUGAUGGUCGAGCUCUUUACACAACUUAUGUCUAUCUACUUCGGCGACGAGGUGAUUGCAAUCAAGACUAUUCACUGGCUGGGGAAAUCUAUGCCGAGGGUCAAAAAGUAUUGCAAGAAGCUUGGGGCCAUAAUUGGGAUCCUCAGUUCACCUUCAGGAAGAAUUACACUUGGUUUGCUUUCACUCGACUGAAGGAUUAUAAAUUGGGCCAUCGUUUUUGGGAAGACAUUCUCGCUUCUGGGGGUGGUCGUUUUGCUGAUAAAUGGUUGGCGGCGAUUCGAGAUGAGAGGCAAUUUGGUAACGAUUUGACCACGGCCAGAAAGAUGUUUUAUCGAGCUUUGAACUCGGUCUCGGAUCACCCGCAUCAAAUCUUCGAAGCGAUAAUCCAAUUUGAACGAGAAGUGGGCACUUUGGAACAGUUGCAGACGGCGCUGGACAAGGUUAAUACUCAAGUUCUGCAAAGAGCAAGCCGACCACAAAAGAAGGAACGAGAGGAUAACAAAACUCAGAAGCAUAAUUCAAAUCGACCAAAUACAUUGAGGCUUCUUCAGAUGAAGAAUACAUGGAGGAUGACGUUUUCUGAA